CUUCACUGUUAACCCCGCGAAUGCGGUGAAACGUCUAGAAAGCCAAUGGCGUUGUAGUAUCGGUUUUGGCGCUUCGGUGUCUCUGUCAGAGGAACCGAGGGGAGACGCAACGUUCGCAGCGUUCACUGGUCGUGAUCUACUGGUGGUCAUCCCGGGACAGCUGAAACGAACCGCCUUCACUCUCAUUGGAAAGCUUGGACCGAGUCCAUUUGCGUCACAAGCUCGCUGCUACGUAUAUGCAGGGUCGCCAUAGUGAAUAGAAGGUGGGGGAAGCAGCGGUAUAAGUUCCCUCACUUCGAACGCACUUCUCUCUCCAAACAACACAUCUUACACUCAAAGCACACACAAGUAAUCACUUCUAAUCACAAUCACCAUGGGUUGGUUCGACGACAACAACGACGCCUACAACCAGGUCCAGAACGACCAGCCCGACCAUGAGGGCAAGUUCAGCCACGAGCUCAUUGCCGGCGGUGCCUCCUUCAUGGCGAUGAAGGUGUUCGAAGACCAACAGCGCAAGGAGGGCAAGGUCGUCAACCAUCAAUUCGCCAAGGAGCUACUCGCCGGCAUUGCGGGCGGUGAGGUCGACAAGCUCUGCGAGACCAAGGGCGCCGACUACGUCGACCGCGAGCGUGCCAAGCACGAGGCCAAGCAGAGGGCUGAGCGCAUGUACGACGAGCAUUACGGCGGGGAUGACCAAUACGACCCGAACCAGAGGGAGCCCCACGGACAGCUCGGUGACUACAACGGGUACUCCGACAACAACAGCAGGUGGUAGAGUUCUCCCACACCGGCACAGUUUGCGGCUUGUUGUCACAAAAGAGCAUUGAGACG
Molecule: messenger RNA, 831 nt
Organism: Baudoinia panamericana UAMH 10762
Lineage: Eukaryota; Fungi; Ascomycota; Dothideomycetes; Mycosphaerellales; Teratosphaeriaceae
Exons: 5
Coding region: 374-775 (133 amino acids)
Source: RefSeq, a predicted model, not a curated record